AUGACCUUCGACAUCGCCGGCAACCUCCUGGAGCUUACCAGGCGCGCUGCCGAGGAACCCGAGCCUGGAGAGGACACCUCCAAAAAAGAAACAUACUCAUCAUGGGCGCUUUUUAUCCUCAUCGUGCUGCUGAUCGCUGCCUUCUUUGCAAGUUACUUUCUCUCGCUGAAGAAGGUGACAGCAGUACAUGAAACUGUCGUCUCCAUUUUUGCCGGAAUGGCAGUCGGCCUUGGAUUGCGUGUGUUUGCCGUCGAUGGGCUCCAGGACCUCGUCAGCUUCGACUACCAAAUCUUUUUCAACCUUCUCCUUCCGCCCAUCAUCCUCUCAUCCGGCUACGAACUACAUCAGGCCAACUUCUUCCGUCACAUAGGAACAAUUCUCACAUUCGCCUUUGCUGGAACGUUCCUCUCUGCAGUAGUCAUUGGUGUUAUACUAUGGCUUUACACGCGCGUACCCCUCGAGGGGCUCACCAUGAACUGGAUCGAUGCCAUAUCCGUUGGCGCAACUUUGUCGGCCACCGAUCCCGUCACCAUUAUAGCCAUCUUUAACUCGUACAAAGUGGACCCGAAGUUGUAUACCAUCAUCUUCGGAGAGGCCAUUCUCAAUGACGCUGUGGCCAUUGUCAUCUUCGAGUCGGCGCAAAAGUCGGCCAGGGGCUUGACCAAAGGCAGUGCUGCUGGAAUCUCUACCUUCUUUUGGGGUUUCUGGAUCUUCUUGAGGGAUUUCUUCGGCAGCUUGUUUAUCGGGGCACUUCUCGGCAUCCUCACCGCGCUCAUGCUCAAGUACACGUACCUUAGGAGGUUUCCCAAGCUGGAGAGCUGCUUGAUCGUGCUCAUUGCUUACGCCACCUACUACUUUUCCCAGGCCAUCCACAUGUCUGGAAUCGUCUCACUCCUGUUCUGCGGAAUCACGCUCAAACACUAUGCAUACUUCAACAUGUCCCGAAGAACUCAGCUUACGACCAAGUACAUGUUCCAGGUACUCGCACAACUGUCGGAGAACUUCAUCUUCAUUUACCUCGGUGUUUCCCUCUUUACCGACAAGGACCUCCAGUUCCAGCCCCUGCUGAUUAUUGUCACUGUCAUGGCGGUGUGCGCCGCUCGCUGGGUCGCCGUUUUCCCACUCUCAUGGGGCAUCAACUGGUUUCACAGGUACCGUGCAGAAAGGCGCGGCAUCAAGAACGUCCCCGAGGAACUGCCAUACAAGUACCAGGGUAUGCUGUUCUGGGCUGGGUUGCGUGGAGCGGUUGGUGUCGCCCUGGCCGCAUUGUUGACAGCUAAGGACCACCGUGCCUUCAAGGCCACCGUCCUGGUCGUGGUGGUUCUCACCGUCAUCAUCUUUGGCGGUACUACAGUCAACGUUCUUGAGAUACUCGAGAUUCGCACGGGAGUGACGGAUGAGAUUGACUCGGACGAUGAAUUUGACAUUGAGGCAGUUGGAGGAUACUACAAGCGACCCGGUAACGGAAUCGGUUACAGCCCGGCCGGGCGCAAUGGUGUUGUGCCCCUAGAUACACGUCCGAGCAGGAGACGUGACAGCAAUGGCGGCGCUGGUGGAAGAGACACGAGCGGCUGGAGCUCAGGACAUAGAUCUCCCUUGAGUGCGGCUCGACCUGGCAGUCUCAGCCGCACAGGGUCGAUUCGCGAGGACGCGGAAAGACUGGACCUCCUUGGGAAUCCGGGCGGUUCGACCGACUCGGAUGACAUUGGGAGCGACAUUGACACAUCGGACCUACCGCCACCGGCCCCUAGGAGACGAUCCAGCCCCAUGCCGCAUACGGGCGACGAGGACGCAGCUGGUUUGCCAGCGGAGGGGAGUAGGACAAGGUCGAACACAGAGACGGGUGGCUUGUCGGCCACGGCCGCCAUCCGUCAGCUGUUCAGCACCGAGGACCCAACGGCGCUGUUCAGGCAGCUGGACGAGGACUACAUUAAACCGAAGCUACUGCUCGAUGGCGGCGCCGGCCGGGGGAACGGUGGUGGCGCUGGCGGAUCGAGUUAA
Molecule: messenger RNA, 2001 nt
Organism: Pyricularia pennisetigena
Lineage: Eukaryota; Fungi; Ascomycota; Sordariomycetes; Magnaporthales; Pyriculariaceae
Exons: 4
Coding region: 1-2001 (666 amino acids)
Biological process (GO): vacuolar acidification; proton transmembrane transport; sodium ion transport
Cellular component (GO): late endosome; fungal-type vacuole membrane; early endosome
Molecular function (GO): sodium:proton antiporter activity
Source: RefSeq, a predicted model, not a curated record